AUGACAAUACGAGUAGCCAUUAUUGGCGCUGGGCCCGGUGGCCUGGUGACUCUCAAGACCUUGCUAGAGGCGUCCACGCCCGACCAGCAGAUCGAGGCGUAUCUCUUUGAAGCUGAGUCCGAUGUCGGUGGCACAUUCAACUAUCGCUCUUACGAGAACGCCGAAUUGGUGAGCAGUAAGCAGCUGACCACGUUCUCCGAUCACCGCUUGCCGCUGGAGACUCCCGACCAUGUGUCACUACCCGAGUACGUCGACUAUCUCCGAUCAUAUGUUGAGCGAUUCAAGCUGGGUCCAUAUAUCAAGUUCAAUAGUCCCGUGCUUCGCGUAUCCCCGCUCCAGGAUGGUUCCCAAUGGGCCCAUCGACUGAGCUAUGUGGACCGGAAUGACCCGGACCAAACAAAGGAGAAUACUUUUGACUGCUCCCAUAUUGCCGUCUGCACUGGACUUCAUGUUGAGCCGAAUAUUCCGGAUAUUCCAGGCAUUGAGAAUGUCCAGGGCGAGGUGUUCCAUUCAUCCCUUUAUAAGGGGCGCCAGCAGGUAGCUGGCAAGAAAGUCCUUAUUUUGGGAUGUGGUGAAACAGCCAUGGACAUCGCCUACGAGUCCAUCAAAGCCGACGCGGAGUCUGUAACUAUGUGCUUCCGUACCGGUUUCCUCUCCUUCCCCAAGCAGCUCAGCAGAUUCCAGGUAUUUGGAAAGACUUUCAGCGGAGGUCUUCCAAUCGAUGGUCUCAUCACCAACCUGUUCGAAACGGCAUACGUCCACCGGGCGGUCGCCCAAAGCAGACUACGCUGGUUCAUUUCGGAUUUCGUGAUCAAGCGAGUUCUAUGGUUCUUGACUGGAACCCAGGCUGGUAUGAACCAGCAUGUUGGUGCUCUUCCUAAAGAGCGACUGGGCAGAGCCUUUGUUUUCUUAAACAAGAGCAAUAAAGCCAUGCCGUACCUCAAUCGUCCCUACAAGACACACAAUCCAUUUUUAGCAUAUAUCGGUAAUCGGUACAUUGAUCCUCCAGAGGAUGCUAACUCUGACCGAUACGUUGAUACUUGCACCUGGCCGACAUCUAUCGAUGCUACUGGACGGGUCCAUUUCCAAGUGAAACACGAUCGGAAGGAUUGGCAGCGGCUGAAGGACAAAAACAUCCAGCCAAACUGUGUGGUUUACUGCUCAGGGUACAAACAAACGUUCCCUUAUCUUGACGCAUCAUAUCCCACGGCAUCAGACGCCCAAAUCAGAAACAUUGUCAACCCAUCAAACCCAGACAUCGCUUUCAUUGGUUUCGUGCGCCCAGGCGUGGGCGCCAUCCCUCCCAUAGCUGAACAGCAAGCCAUGUGGUGGACAGCGCUUAUCACCGGGCGCAUGCAAAUGCCCAUGGAUCCUCCCCACUAUCACCUCCUUGCCGCCAAGGGAUCUCGUAUCCAGUAUGGCGUCGACCACAGCGCGUACAUGAGCACGUUGGCCAAAGAUUUUGGAGGAGCACCAGGUCUGCUUGAAUUGUAUCGAAGACACGGUCUGCAGAUUCUGCUUAUUUAUUGCUUUGGUGCAUCUUUCGUCACAUUUUACAGACUGACAGGACCAUUUGAGUCAUCCGUUGCGCCAGAGAUUGCUCGAACGGAGCUGGCGGAGACCAUCCUCCGACGUGGUUACACUGGAAAUCUUUUCUUUGGUCUGAUACCCAUGCUUUUCUAUGGGGUUGUCAAUUCUGUGGCCUUACUACUCGAUAUGGUUGGACUCCUUCCUCUAGAAACAGAGAUGGGGUGUGGUGAAUCUUGUAAGGGAAAAGCCAAGCUAAGCAUAUAA
This is a messenger RNA of Penicillium pulvis, 1794 nucleotides long. RefSeq names its product flavin-containing monooxygenase. The transcript is spliced from 5 exons. Bases 1 to 1794 code for a protein of 597 amino acids. Gene Ontology annotation, molecular function: flavin adenine dinucleotide binding; NADP binding; N,N-dimethylaniline monooxygenase activity. NCBI's taxonomy places the organism in Eukaryota, Fungi, Ascomycota, Eurotiomycetes, Eurotiales, Aspergillaceae. The record is from RefSeq and is a predicted model, not a curated record.